GGGGGCGGGGCGCGCCGGGCGCGGUCACGUGUGGACACAGGCCCGCGCGGCGUGCGCGCCCAGAGCCUCCCCAGCCCCGCCGCCGUGCGCCCCGCGGCGACCGCGCGGCCCUGCGAGCCGCCCGCCAUGUGGAGCUGCGGCCCGCUCAACGGCAGCGGCGGCGAGGACCAGCUCCUGUGCCAGCACGCCCAGCGAGCCCUGCCGGCCCUGUCCCUGCUCUACCUGCUGGUCGGCGUCCCGCUGGGCCUCGGCUACAACGCCCUGCUGCUGCUGGUCAACCUGCACGACCCGGCUGGCAUGACCAUGCCCGACGUCUACUUCGCCAACAUGGCUGUGGCCGGCCUGGUCCUCGGCGCCCUGGCGCCCGCGCACCUGCUGGGCCCCGGCGCCUCCGGCUGGGCCGUGUGGGACCUGGGCAGCGAGGUCCGCGUCACGCUGCUCGUGCUGUUCAACGUGUCGGCGCUGGUGGCCCUGUACUCCACGGCGCUGCUCGGCCUGGACUGCUACAUCGAGCGGGCCCUGCCCCGCUCCUACAUGUCCAGCGUCUACAACACGCGGCACGUGUGCGGCUUCGUCUGGGGCGGCGCCCUGCUCGCCAGCUUCUCCUCGCUGCUCUCCUACAUCUGCAGCCACGUGGCAGCCAGGGUGGCCGAGUGCUCCCGGAUGCAGGACGCCCAGGCUGCCGACGCCAUCCUGGUGCUCAUCGGCUACCUGGUGCCCGCCCUGGCUGCGCUCUACGCGCUCGUGCUCAUCGCACGGGUCCGGAAGCAGGCCACGCCACUCGACCAGGAUGCGGGCGGGCUGGACCCCGCGGCGCACAGGCUCCUGGUGGCCACCGUGUGCACGCAGUUUGGGCUCUGGACGCCUCACUACCUGACGCUCCUGGGGCGCACGGUCCUGGCCGCCAGGGGGAAGCCUGUGGACGGGCAGCAUCUGGGGGUGCUGCUCUUGGCCAGGGACCUGUCCAGGCUCCUGGCCUUCUGCAGCAGCUCCACCCUGCCCCUUCUCUACCGCUACAUCAACAGAAGCUUCCCCGGUAAACUCCAGCGGCUCCUGAAGAAGAUGCACCGUGGCCACCGGAGCUGCUCUUUGGACCAGGCGGGGGCACCGCCCGUGACGGCCUAGACGGCUGCCCCUGGGCUGCGGCCAGCAGAUGGCACAGGGCUGGCGGCAAGGCCCACGGUGACCAGGCCGCCCAGGCCCCCGCCCCCGCUCCCGCUCCCUGGGCGGGCGGUGAGGCGAGAACAGAGCUGUAAGAGGCGUCCUCCCUGAAGGCCACGCUCAGGCCAAGGCCACUGUGUCCGAGCGGCAGGUGCGAGUGGUCGGGACGCCCCUCGGCCGCGGGGUGUGAGCUCACCUCCUGUGACACGCGCACCUUUCAGUCCACGCCCUCGACAGCCCGCCUCCCGCAGCCUCGAAUGAAGUCGUGAGAGCUCACACCGCUGCCGACACAGGCCCGUUCACACACCCGCUCCCUCCCUCCUACUUGAGGCCUCGUGGAGGGAGGCGUCCGUCCGGUAGGAGAGCCGCGAGGUGUGAAAGCCUCGAGACGAGACGGCGCGCACACGGGCCACGGGCUGUGUUGACCGCUGAGCCCGUUCCCGCCCCAGCUGCCGCCGCGUCACGGAGGGUCUGUCCCAAGCCUGUCUCCACGGUGCACACGGCGUGUCCACAGACUGAAGGAAGAAAGCCACUGCUGGGACCCCUAACCCCAUACGAAAGCUGAGGGCGGUGACGUGUCUGGUCGGGGCGGGGCCCACGGGCGGUUCCUGCCUCCGGAACAGAUGGAGAUGAAGGCGCGUGGCCCUGAAGGUGCACACGGGGGGGCACGGGGCACAGGGCCUUCCCUCCCGCCCGCCGUGUCCGAGCCCAGCCGGGCGUCCCCCCUGCCCUGACCAGCCCCAUGGACCCUUCCAUGGCCGGCAGGUGCUAUAAACAGCGACUUGAAAGACGUUCCCUUCCUCCGCCCGCAAGUCUUUUUGCUUCUUCGUUUCUCUUUUCAGGGCCGCACCCGAGGCAUACAGAGGUUCCCAGGCGAGGGAUCGAAUCGGCGCUGCAGCCACUGGCCUACACCACAGCCAAGCAACGCAGGAUCCAAGCCGCGUCUGCGACCCACACCACAGCUCACAGCCAGGCCAGGGAUCAAACCCACAACCUCGUGGUUCCCGGUCAGAUUCGUUUCCGCUGCGCCACGACGGGACCGCCCACCCCAGGUCAUUACGAUGAGGGGACAGGCCCACAACCCUCUGGUCCUCGAUUCUGAAACCCCGAAAAGCCCUACAAAGAUUUGUUUUUCAUCGUGCAGCAAAGACACAAGGGUACCUUUCUGAGGAAAGAGGGGGAUGGUGGGGCAGCGGCCGAGCCCCGACGUGGUUCUGCGGCAUAGUUGGCACGGCGCGGUCAGCUCUGACCCUCAGCCAGGCCGCGAGGAGAGCGAGGCUCUUUGCUGAGACGUCCUGCCGGGAGCUCGCCCGGCCGAGGGCAGAGGCUGGGGAAGCAGCCCCGGAGUCAGCUGCGUUACUUCUACAGGCAGCGUCUCCCCUCCGGGAGGCAGCGUCUCGUGAGCACACGGACCCGCGGCCCCACGUGAACUCGGACAGAUGGAUCCCCUGCAGGAAACCCGGGUGGGGGGCGGGGGGAGGGCCUGGGAGGCUUCUGGGCUCCUGCCCCUCAGGGGCUGUUCCUCCCUCCCCGAGGCACCUGCCCCCGGGCAGCGUCUGAGGACUCACAGCCGGGCUGGGGGGCGGGCGGGAGGUCCGGGCACAGCAGCCCUCAGGGCCGCUCACCUCGGACCAGGCCCGCUCUCAGCCGGAGAGCCCGCACUGCCACUCGGGUCCAGGGAACGGGCGGGUGCGCAGGCCAGCGGUGGCGGGGUUAAAAUAAAAGGAUCUGGCCUCAUCUUUCUCCUCUGCUGCAGGACCAAGGGCUCCGGGGAAGAGGCUGAGGCCCUGAGGCCCUGCAUCCCUCCGCCCAGCUCGUCCUCCCCAGACAGUGGAGGGGCCUAAAACCCCUUUUCAGUGUCUCAGUGGCUUCGGAUGCAAGUUCACUGUCUCUGGGGGCCUCCUGAGGUGGCGGGGUCGGGGUGGGGGGCAGCCACGCAUUUCUCUGUCCCUUCCCACCCCAGCGUCCACGUCUGCCGGGAACGAGGGCCUUGCGGUCAUGCUGGCCACCUGGUCUGCCCUCGCGGCCAGGGUCUCGGGCACAGGCCCCGACCCCGUGUGAGGAGCAAGCCCGCCUCCGCCCUGGCCGCUGGCACCACACAACACAGAACCUACCUUCCGUGGACAUGCACUUGGCGAUGUCGUGAAUUUGCCUGGCUCCCCUCUCCCUGCCCCUGUGUCGCAUUCCCCGUCUCUGCCCUAUCGCCAAAAAAAGUAAUGAAUUUUGAGAUGUUUACAAGAAAGUGAGCAGCUACUGGAAAAUGCCAGUAGCUUGUUUUUUAAAUUGGAGUUCCCGUCGUGGCGCAGUGGUGAACGAAUGCGACUAGGAACCACGAGGUGGCGGGUUCGAUCCCUGGCCUUGCUCAGUGGGUUAACGACCCGGCGUUGCCCUGAGCUGGGGUGUAGGUCGCAGACGCGGCUCGGAUCCCGCGUUGCUGUGGCUCUGGCGUAGGCCGGCGGCUGCAGCUCCGAUUCGCCCCCUAGCCUGGGAACCUCCAUAUGCUGUGGGAGGGGCCCAAGAAAUGGCAAACACACACACACACACACACACACACACACACACACACACACACACACACACACAAAACCUUGUUUUUUAAAUUGACCAAUCCUGUAUUUCUCAAGUGUGUUCCCAAGAUACCAGGAUGUAAAUUUCACCUAAUGUUCCAAGGUUGUUAAUUCUAUUACUGACACUUCUUGACUA
This is a messenger RNA of Sus scrofa (pig), 3864 nucleotides long. RefSeq names its product G protein-coupled receptor 146 (gene GPR146). Gene Ontology annotation, cellular component: membrane. Gene Ontology annotation, biological process: G protein-coupled receptor signaling pathway. The record is from RefSeq and is a predicted model, not a curated record. Lineage: Eukaryota; Metazoa; Chordata; Mammalia; Artiodactyla; Suidae. Gene Ontology annotation, molecular function: G protein-coupled receptor activity.